AUGAGUCAGGUCAUUUCAUUGAUCAUUGUCAUGCCUGAAAAUUUACGAACUUAGAGCUACAUAAAGUGAAAAUCAAACCAGAAAAAAGAGAAGACACAUAUUAUUUUUGUCCGACCCCAUGACAUGUCAAUUGACAAGCAUUAGAAAGCAGAACAAAGAGAAUAAGGGUCAAAAAGAGAUCCCCCGACGACGCAAGCCAGUAAGUGCAGUAGCAAGGUCAUCACGCCCCUCGUGUUGCAAGCAGAGCACAAGAGGACAAGGGCGGCAAAAAUUAGAUAACCAAAGAAUGGAGGCGGUGCCUCCAUAAUAGUGGUUAAACUAUUAAGAACAGAUACUACACUUGAUCUAAGCCAAAAGGCCAGAGUGGU
Messenger RNA from Serpula lacrymans var. lacrymans S7.9, 368 nucleotides. RefSeq lists its product as uncharacterized. The transcript has a single exon. The record is from RefSeq and is a predicted model, not a curated record. NCBI's taxonomy places the organism in Eukaryota, Fungi, Basidiomycota, Agaricomycetes, Boletales, Serpulaceae. Bases 119 to 307 code for a protein of 62 amino acids.